Molecule: messenger RNA, 6221 nt
Organism: Amaranthus tricolor (Joseph's coat)
Lineage: Eukaryota; Viridiplantae; Streptophyta; Magnoliopsida; Caryophyllales; Amaranthaceae
Exons: 10
Coding region: 4067-6049 (660 amino acids)
Source: RefSeq, a predicted model, not a curated record
UUAUUAUUAUUAUUAUUAUUAUUAUCUAAAAAGAAAAAAAAAAGUGAGUCGCCCAAAAUUGGGCGAUUGAACCAUUAUUAUUAUUAUUAUUAUUAUUAUUAUUAUUAUUAUUAUUAUUAUUAUUAUUAUUAUUACUGUUAUUAUUAUUAAUUUUAUUUAUAUUCUUUUUUAAGAAUAUAAAAUGUUUAUUAUUAUUAUUAUUAUUAUUAUUAUUAUUAUUAUUAUUAUUAUUAUUAUUAUUAUUAUAAAUAAGAAAUUUGUAAGGAGUGGUAAUUUUAUAAUUUUUUAACUUGAAAGGCAAAUACGUAAUUUCAUAGGAAGGGGUGGCAAUAAAAUAAAAAGGUGGCUAAAUUUAGUAACUCCCCUUUUUUUUCGGUUCUCCCCUAUUUCACUGCAUCUAAAGUUCUACACCCCUCUUUCUCCAUUUCCAUAACCCUAAAAACCUAACUUUUUCAUUCUCUUGACCUUCUCCUUCUUGGCUUAUCAAAUUCUCGUCGGUAUGUUUCUAAUUCUUCUAAUAAUUAUACCUAUUGUGUUGAUUUUCUUUCUAAAAUCUAUUUUUAUGAUUAUUAUCCAAACUUUUUUCUUAAUUCUUUUGCUUUAGCUUUUAAUUUGUUGUUAAGUUGGAAAAUUUGUUUAUCCAACUUGAUUCAGGUGAUGUCAGACAACGAAAGAUCAUACGAUGAAUUUUGGGACAGCAUGUGGGAAAACGAAGCUUCAGAUGAUGAAGCUGGGAAGACAUUGUCGGACAACGGAAGUCCAGGCGAUGAACCUUUGUCGAAGAAGCCAAAAAUUGUUGUAAUCUUUUUCUAUCUACUUUGUUUCGGUUAUGAAACGUGGAAGUGGGAUACACUUGAAAUACCUGGAGAUAAGUAGAAGUGUUAUCAAAAGAAGCGACUUGUGAGAGGAAGCGACCUGAAAGCCUGCAACACAACUCGUUAGACUUGUCCGGGGGUGAUCUCCCGGAAAACCCCUCUGACGCUCAAGUUAGAACGUAGAUCGGAAAUUAAUGAAUGACAGAUUGUAGAAUGAAUGCAAGAGGGUUGUGAUUGAGAUUGCUAAUGCUAAUGCUGGUGUUUGGGAAGGCUAAGGGAGUAAUGUAAGCAAGAAUACUAGGAAAGCUAUUUCAGAUCCUCUUCCCUUCUUGAUGGUAGCCCCUAUUUAUAAUGGUGAGGAAGGGAAGUUAUUUCUGAGAAGAGAUGGACUAUCAUGGGAGUAGUGGGGCAGUUAUCAAGCCUGAAACAAGGAGAGCCAAGCAUGAUUGAAGAGUGGAAGGUGGUGGGUAGUUAUUCUCCUUAAAAGGAUGAUAGCCAGAGAAAAAGGAUGGCAGGGAAGUUCGGUAUUCUGGAGGUAAAAAGCCCAGGAACCCUCCAAGGAAGGCAGGAAGUCCAGCAGAAAACCCAUUGACCAAAAGUCAAAGUCAAUCCGGAAAGGUCAAAGGGUAUUUUAGUAACAUGAUGCUAAUAAUAUAAAUAAAUUAAUUAAUUAAAAAAUAUUACCAUGACAUUUAGCCCCACGCAUGAAGGAUGAUGUGAGGAAAUAGCCCCAACGACCGGAAACAUCUUACUUUAUGCGGAAAAGUUAAUUGUCCAUCAAAACCGAAUUCACGAAGAAACAUGGAUGUGGAAGACAUUCGAAUGCCCAAGGAGACGAAUAUAUCCACAACCUGGCAGACCUUCUGACGGAUUAUGAAAAUUGGGCUCGCAAGCUUCGAAUCGACUGUUCAUAUGCCAAAUUCCGAGUCGUAACGAAAAAGAUAUGGCUUUUUCAAAUUAGCCAUGUAAAAAUGCAACAAAUCUGAGUCAAGAAGACAAACAAGGCCGUGGCUUAAAGUAGGCCGUGGAGUAGCCCCGGGCGUAUAUAUAAGGCAGCAGCAGAAUCAUAGAGAGGGCGCGGAUCCGCGUCCUCCCAUUCAGUGUGUUCCGUGACAUCACAUACAACAAGUUCCAUACUUAGAAUAUUUUUCACAUCUUGGCCCACAGGGGGGUCCGACUUAUCAAUCCUGCGGACGAGCUGCAUACUUGAAAAAUCUUCAAGUCUUGACCCACAAGGGGGUCCGUCUUAUCGACUUAGCGGUCAACACAAUGAGUCUUCCUGACACCCCAUCGUAUUAUGAACAAGAAACCGCGGCUUAUAACAUGUCGUAGGAUGAUUGGAGUCCCGAUCCAGGCUCCUGCUUUGUUGAUAUCACGGAAAUACUCAAAUACUUAGAAUAUUUUUAACAAAAUAGCACCAAAGGAGGGUCCGACUUAUCUACCGUACGGAUGAGAUCAUCUGUUUGUCUUGAUGGCGCGUGAUACCAAGGAUAUUUAUGAGUCAAAUCCCAAGCAAUGACGCGGCAUGGUAUUCUCCCCAAGACAUUUCUACACCUGUUUGAACUAUGCCGCGAACUAAUAGUUCACGUCUUCACUCGCCAGUUCAGCAUGAGAAUCCCUCUUCGAUACUUAGAAUAUUUUGAGAAAGAGAAGGACCACCUGGGGGUCCGACUUAUCGACCACACGGAUAUCCCUGAUAUUUGUGGAAAAAUGUUCAGUACUCCGUCAAAACAGCCCCCAUUAUUCGAGCAUAAUACGGAAUGAGCCCCGUAACUCGCAUCUUCGAUCCCACGGACACACAUGAAAGGUUCUAUACUUAGAAUUUUUCACCUGGACCAGGGUCAUUUGAGGGUCCGACUUAUCGAAUUCACGGAUGAAUAUGAAGAUCAGCUACUUCACUUUUAUCAUUCCUUAUUUUUAUGACGCGGAAUAAGCUCUCAGACCCGUGCCCUCAAUUAUACGAAAAUAUGGGACUUCUCCUAUACUUGGGUUUCUACAUCAUGACUGAGUGCACCAAGGAGUCCGACUUAUCGAUCACACGGAUUUCCUUCUCCCUUGAAAUAUUUUUAUAUCUCCUUCCUUUACAUUUUAUCCGCCGUGUCUAUAAGUCGGACGGUUGAAUGUGUAACCUUUAUACUUAAAAUGAUUUUCCUUUCUGGAGAUUCAGUUUAGGGUCCGACUUAUCGACCCUCCGGACACAUUCGAGCGCUGAAGGACUUAGAAUAAUAGUUUAUAUUCUACCCCUCCCUGGGGGUCCGACUUAUCGACCCACCGGUUGGAUGGCUUGAUACUUAAACAAAUUUAUGACGUUCCUCUCUAAUUGGGUGUCCGACUUUUCGACCUCCCGGCUAUAUUCAAGAAUUUAACACUUAGAAAAAUUUUGCAACAUUAUCCUUUCAACUAGGGUCCGACUAAUAGACUUCACGGUCAUUACUAAACACUUAAGAUAAAAUCUGAUAGCUUCCCCUCAUUGGGAGUCCGACUUAUCGACUUCCCAGCUUUCCUUCGGAAUUCUACCCUUUCAUUCGAAUGCUCGAGUUCCAAGUGAAGCAUUUAUUGCUGCAAUAAAUAGGGUAGUUGGAAUAGUUCCAUUUCACCUAAUCUUCAUUAACUCCCUCAAAUCUUCAAAUUGCAAGAAAGAGAAAGUAGAGAGAGACGCUCUGACAAUCCUCAUCCCUUCUUCAAACUUCUGACAAAUCCUUUGAAGAUCUUCAAGGUUUCUGACAGAUCUUCAUCAAGUUUCUGACAAAUCUUCAAAUUUCUUCUUAAGGUAUUCAAACUUUUCCCAGAUUUUUCCAAUUUCUUCAAGUUAUUCUUCAAAUUGUUCUUGAAUUUCUUGAAUUUCUUCAAUCUGUUCAUGAAUGUUAGCCUAGAACUUUGAAUUUGUUUAUGAAUUUAGUCUCUAUUCUUUACAAGUUUCUACUACUACUUUAUUAUUAACAUGAAUGUCGCGACUACUCAAGAGACUAUAGCUAACUCAGACACCAACCCUACUAACUUGCCGGAAACUCCUUUGAUAGUACGUAGGCGUCUUAAUAAGAAGGGGUUACCCAUGAAUGACUCGGAUGAAAGUAGUUCGGUGAGAAUUACCCCCCAUUAUGAACCAAUAAAAGCUGGGGAUGAGUCGUCUGUAUCCCCUAUAUACCCUUCGGAGAUUAUGAAAACUGCUCCUUGGGAAGUGAGCAUUGCUUUCUUUCCAAAUUACUUGCCGCGAAUAAAUCCUGACCUAGAAGGGUUAUUGUAAUCUAGAUAUGGAAAACCUUGAAGGAUCAGCCGAGUCUUCUGGAAGGGAGAGUGCAGCGCCAGUUCCUCCUCCGUUCUACAUUCCAAACGGCGGGCCCCUAAACUACUUCAUUGAUUUACAGACCAAAAGAGAUCUAGACAACCGUCGGGAGGCCAUCUCUCAAAAAUGGGGUUUGAAGGACAAUAUAAACAUUAUUACCCCGGGGAAUUAUGACACCGUUAGGUUUCCUCCCCCACAUUGUAUAGCUGUAUACUUUCCUUCCUUUGAAUUAGGGCUUAGAUUUCCUCUUCACCCGUUUUUUAGGGAGGUGUUAGAGUUUUUGAACAUUUCAGUGCCCGAGUUAUACCCAAACGCCUGGGGUUGUAUGGUGGCCUUUUUGAUCUUAUGUAAAGUUUUGGCCGUGCCACCAACACUCACAGCUUUUAGAUAUAUAUUCAGAGCCCUCCUAUGUAAUUCACAAUCAUACGGCUGUGGCUGGACUACUUUUACACACCGUCGAGGACUGAAGAUAGUCCAAGACCUCCCCGAUAACCAGAAGGGGUAUAGGACGAAAUUUGCAUACUUAUAUAACUCAGAGGGAUGGAAUAUCAAGACCUCUUUUGACAUUAAACCCAACCUCUCGGGUUUUAAUAAUGGGAUCCCGCAAUGUUCUUUUAGUGACGCGGUGAUCAUUGAAUAUGCAAAGAUGGACAUUCAAUUGGGAAGGAAACCAAUGAACAUCCAACUUAAUUGGAUACCCGAUCGUCCUGAGUUGGAGAAUGAGAACCUCCUCUCAGCAUUCGGCAUCAGCUUGGCUAUCGAUCGGAGGAUAGCCAAGGAAAAUCUUCGAGCAAAGAGUCCGGAGCUGAUGAAGAAAUUCAGCGUUUUAACACUUGCUCAAGGGGCCAUCCAGCGGCCCGAGGAUAAGCCUCUUCCCCUUCCUCCGAAGAGCGACCUUAAUGAAGUCACUAUUGAUGAGCAUUUGGAAGCAAUUGAGGAAGCUGCUUUAAAAGAGUUAAUCUUGAAUACUUGCGGCAAUUUUCUGGUCGGUUGCAAGGAAUUACCUGGUCAACUUUAUGAUAGUCUGAUUGAAGGACUUACCACUCUUGUUUACCUGUUGUAUGACAAGGAGGAUUUAUACCGGAUGGGAAGUUCUCGCAUGGUUAUUGAUCAACAAAACAAGUUUUGGGAAGAACUUGCACCUAUAGGAGAGAAGGUUGAUCAAUAUACAGAUUUACUGAUAGAGAUGUUUACGGAUCGUGAUAUGAAAUGUCAAGAGUUUUUGAUCGCCAAAGCUGUGGAGAUAAUUGAUAUUGAAACCUUGUACAGCUUAGAUGCUCAUUCACUGUCUUUUAUUAUUCAGUGGCCAAACUCAAAGAGGUCUCCCCAUGAAGAGUUUGACAGCCUUCUUAAAUUUCACUUAUUCAACUUUACUCAAUGGAGAAAAGAAAUGGUCAAAAAUAAUGUGAAUGGUGUGCUUUUUCCUUUUUCGUAUUUAUUGAUGAAUUGGGACAACAUGUUGCCUCUACGCGGAAAUUUUGAUGACUUUAUUGAAGUUGCUGAACUUCGUCGUAAGGCUGAAGGGACUCGUUUUAUCAACAGGGAUCAUUUCAUGUGGGCCUUUCGUGAGAGAGGAUAUGAGCUCCCUAGUAUGUUUAUGGAUAUUGCAGCCUCUAGAAAUGCUGAUGAUAAAUCUGAUCAACCUCUUUAUCACAUAUAUUUUACUACAAUUGCGUUGUCAAAGGCUGGUCAAGAGCCCCUUCAAUUUGAACAUCUUGCCUUUGCGGUGGUUUUCAGCAAUUCUUUUGGCUUUUCUAAUGAGGAGGAGGUGGAAAAAAUGAAAGUCGACUUCAAAGCUUUCAAGACUGCUUUAAGUAACCAUGGUGUGAGUGUCCCAAAGGGUCGGUCUGGGUUCAAAACCAAGUCUUAUUUUUAUGACGAGCACACAAAAACAAUUAGGUGGUUCAAAGGUAAACUUAAGGAAGGCUUGUUCGACGAGUUAGCCUUUUGAACUCAUACAUAAUGAGAUUGUGAUGGACUUAUGUAUUUCAUCUAAUCUAAAAAUGUUAUAAAUUUUAAUUUGUGAUUUAUAGUGUUAUACUGUUUGAUCCUGCCAGGAGUCAUAUGCUUGUCUCAAAGAUUAAGCAUUCGCUACACAUUUAUUGCAACUUUUUAAAUUUUAA